AUUUCUAGCAGAGGAAGUGUGUGGCUGGUGUAGCAACUGCUGUUCUUCUUGAUAGCCUGGGUUUCUCUGCACUCUCAGAGGCCUGGCCACCUGCUCACUGUGCUGGAGCAGCAGCAGCUGAUGGAGAGACGGUGACGGCGUUCCCGGCGGGUCCUCCGUAGCUACUCCCAGGGGAGAUCAUGCCCAGCUUUUGAAGGCUUCAAGCAUCUUUGACAGCCCAGGGAGACAGAGCGAUGGGCAACAGCAUGCGAUCCACCCCAGCACCUCCAGAAAGGCCCGUGCCCAGCCCAGAUGGACUGGACAGUGACUUCCUGGCGGUGCUGAGUGAUUACCCAUCUCCUGACAUCAGCCCCCCCAUAUUCCGUCGAGGGGAGAAACUACGAGUGAUUUCUGACGAAGGGGGCUGGUGGAAAGCCAUUUCCCUUAGCACUGGCCGAGAGAGUUACAUCCCUGGAAUAUGUGUGGCCAGAGUUUACCACGGCUGGCUGUUUGAAGGGCUGGGCAGAGACAAGGCAGAGGAGCUGCUCCAGCUGCCAGACACGAAGAUGGGCUCCUUCAUGAUCCGAGAGAGUGAGACGAAGAAAGGUUUUUAUUCCCUCUCGGUGAGACACAGGCAGGUGAAGCAUUACCGCAUCUUCCGCCUGCCGAACAACUGGUAUUACAUCUCCCCGAGGCUCACCUUCCAGUGCCUGGAGGACCUGGUGAAUCACUAUUCCGAGGUGGCUGACGGCCUGUGCUGUGUGCUGACCACACCCUGCCUAACUCAGAGCACAGCCACCCCCGCAGCGAGGGUCCCUGACUCGCCCGUCACCUUGCGCCAGAAGACCUUCGACUGGAAGAGGGUGCCCAGAUUGCAAGACGAUGCCGAGGGAGCCAGGAACCCACUCGGUGUGGAUGAGUCCCUUUUCAGCUAUGGCCUUCGGGAAAGCAUUGCUUCCUACCUGUCCCUGACCAGCGAUGACAACACUUCCUUUGAUCGAAAGAAGAAAAGCAUGUCCUUGAUAUACAGCGGGAGCAAGAGGAAGAGCUCCUUCUUCUCGUCACCACCAUAUUUUGAAGACUAGCCUGAGAACAGACACCAUCGUGUAUACCCAAAAUAACAAAGGUUGGAACUAUCACCAGGGAUCUGGUGGAAACGCGUGGUUUCCUGGUCCCUGGGGAACCACACAUCUUCCAGAAGCCAUGAGAAGGCACUUGGAGACUCAAAUUCACAUCUUCUCUGUCCACAUCAUGACAAAGGGAACCCCUCCCCAGUGUCUGAUCAGUACCAAGACAUCAGGAAACGUUGAAUCACGACGUGAUCAGGCAACGUUUCCAAAGAGCCCCGCGUAUGUGUGUGUGCUCAUUGUGUUUGUGGGAAAGAUAAAGAUAUUAUCUCACAAGAAAGGGCACAAGACCGUUCAACGAACCGUCCAGAUGGUCACACUCUGGGCUCAUCAGAGAUAACUUCUGAACAAGAAAAGCCCGAGAAGAAGAUGAACUGAACGCUGUGUCCUGGCCAGGCCAGAUUUGCAAACGCGUCCCCCACAAUGAACUUUUCUAGCCAAUCCAUAGAGACCUUUGGUAUGCAGCUCCUUUCUUUUUAAGGGAACUCAGUGACACUAAGCGUUAAUCUUCUUUAUCAUCCCUGAAUCCGGAGAACCCGGUGGCCUGCUGGUGCCAGAGCCACAUGCACAACAAUCAGACAGCCUCCCUGCUCCGCAGAGGGCAAGGCAAAGGGGAGAGAGGGAGGCUGCUUAUGGGAAAUUGUGAGGGUAACCUUGGAGCAGUGCAAGCUUUCCUGGUGUCCCCAGCCG
Messenger RNA from Lontra canadensis (Northern American river otter), 1796 nucleotides. It is a transcript of the gene SLA, whose product is annotated as Src like adaptor. The transcript has 8 exons. The record is from RefSeq and is a predicted model, not a curated record. Gene Ontology annotation, molecular function: protein binding. NCBI's taxonomy places the organism in Eukaryota, Metazoa, Chordata, Mammalia, Carnivora, Mustelidae. The coding region runs from base 234 to 1064 and encodes 276 amino acids.